This is a messenger RNA of Papaver somniferum (opium poppy), 1245 nucleotides long. RefSeq lists its product as uncharacterized. Gene Ontology annotation, molecular function: zinc ion binding. Lineage: Eukaryota; Viridiplantae; Streptophyta; Magnoliopsida; Ranunculales; Papaveraceae. The coding region runs from base 1 to 1245 and encodes 414 amino acids. The transcript has 5 exons. The record is from RefSeq and is a predicted model, not a curated record.
AUGCACUUGGAUGAUCCAUCAGUUGCUAUUGAUUCUACUUGCGAUGUUUUUAGGAUAAAAAAGUAUGUUGGGAGGCACACUUGUGGAGCUGGUGUGAAGUUGAGAAGUCCUAAAGUAUCGAAGAAGCUGUUUAACCAUGCAACUCAGAUAUUUGAAAGGUUAUUCAUUGCAAUAGGCGCUUGUAUUGAAGGUUAUAGACUUUGUCGACCAAUGAUUUUUGUUGAUGCAACUUUUCUGACCGGGAGAUUUAGAGGUACCCUUAUGGCUGCUACUUGUCUGAAUGGGAAUCAAGGUUUUUAUCCGCUAGCCUUUGCAUUGGUCCCAGGAGAGAAUGUUGACAAUUGGGAUUGGUUUAUGUGCAAUCUUAGCAACGUUGUUGAUGACCGUCCUAUCACCUUUAUGUAUGAUCGUCAUGAGGGAUUGUUGAGGGAUAUUCCUAAACACUUUCCUACUUCCCAUCAUGGCUAUUGUUACUACCACUUGCAAGGAAACUUACCAAUCAGGAAAUCGGACGAGAAGUACAAAGAAGUUAUGGCUUGUUUCAAAAAAGCAACUUAUGCUCUCACACCAGCAAGAUAUGAAGAAGCACUAAUGGAAAUGGAGUUAAUGGGAAGGCAUGGGGUUGCUGAGUAUUGCCGCAAUAUGCCUAGGGAAUAUUGGUCCAGUGCGUUCUUCACUGGCUGUAGAUUUGGUCAGACUACAUCAAGCAUUGCUGAGUCCUUCAAUAAUUGGAUUCGCAAAGACAAGAGGUUGCCUUCCUGCGCCCUCAUUGACAUGAUCAGGUUACGCGUUAUGGAGUUGAUGAAUGAACGUCGCGAAAUGAGUCUUUUGAUGGACCCAGAGAAGCUCACUCCUACCUACGAGGCGUUACUUAAAGAACAUAUUCAAAUUGGUCGAGCUUGGAAUGUUACUCAGUCAUAUGCGUAUGAGUAUGAGAUUCAUUCACCUAGGUCUCACACUGUUGAUCUGCUGAACAAGACUUGCACCUGCCAAAGAUGGCGUGUUUAUGGUUUUCCAUGCUCUCAUGCUACAACAUCUAUUUCUGCCAAGGGUGAUCGAUACGUAGAUUAUAUCGAAGACUACUUCAAAGUUACAAAUUUUCAGCAGCUGUAUUCAAUUGCUAUCAGACCAAUCCCCAACUACAACAGGCCAGAGCAGUAUCUUCCAGAGGAUACUAUUUUUCCACCCCAUCCACGAGUUCCACCAGGUAGGCCAAAGGGAAAUCGUAUCAAGAAUGCAUGGUAG